This is a messenger RNA of Carassius carassius (crucian carp), 1792 nucleotides long. Its product is annotated as Krueppel-like factor 12. The transcript has 7 exons. Gene Ontology annotation, molecular function: RNA polymerase II cis-regulatory region sequence-specific DNA binding; DNA-binding transcription factor activity, RNA polymerase II-specific. Gene Ontology annotation, biological process: regulation of transcription by RNA polymerase II. Lineage: Eukaryota; Metazoa; Chordata; Actinopteri; Cypriniformes; Cyprinidae. Bases 197 to 1408 code for a protein of 403 amino acids. The record is from RefSeq and is a predicted model, not a curated record.
AGACGGCGGCGGAGGAGAGACAGAGAUAGAGAAGGGGGUCACAUCAGAAAGUGCGACAGAGGAAAACAAGACAGAAAAAAGGGAGACAGAGGGAAGCUUUAAGGAUAGUGGUUCUCGCUGUAAAUUACUGAGGUUAAUAAACAAGGGGCUGAUUCUUUUCUGGCACUGCUCUACAAGAGGCUCAGGCUUUCCCACAAUGCUCGGGACAGCUGGGGAGGGCUAUCGCUGCCCCCAGAGUCUGCACAGCCUAAUGGGAAUGCGGGCAGAUCUCUUCCAGCUGUUAAACAGGAACAGUGCUAUCAGGAUGUUGAUGCUGGAUGGGAUGCCAGCCCUGCCAGUCAAAAUCGAUCCUGCAGAGUCACAGAGACGGUCUCCUGUGAUCCAUGACUACACAGAGAUGGGCGUGCUAGUGUUGAACCGCAGAUUUCGGAGACCAUCCGACGAUAGAUUCCUGUCUGACCCCUUCCAGAUGCAAACAGAACCCGUAGACCUGUCCACCAACAGAGCCAGAACCUCCCCAUCACUUUCAGCUUCAUCAUCUUUAUCCUCAUCUCCCUCGUCGUCCUCAUCAUCAAUACGAUUUUGUCCACGGUCUCCUCCUUCCAGCAAGUCUGUUUCAUCCUCAUCACCAUCAUCGUUAUCUAUGCCUUCAUCCUCCUCCACUUCUGUCAUAACCCCCGUUCCUCGUUUGAAGAUGUCUCCAGUGCUGGCCUCUCCCCCGGCCAGGAGUCUCAGGGGGCAGUCGUUCUUGCACAUACCCCAGCUGAUGCCUCCUUGCUCCAGCCCGGUCCACCUCCACCCACGCCGGGUGCCGGUGGUGGUGCAGCCCAUGCCGCUGGUGUACCAUGGAGUAGGAUCGCUGGGAAACAGCAGGCUCAUGAUGCCACUGCUGGAGGAAAACAGGAUACACAGGAAAGUCAUGCACCGAAUCGCAGAUGGACUGUCACCUCGGCGAUCUUUGAGUGACAGCGAGGAUGAUGACCUGCCCAAAGUGACCUUGGAGAGUGUAAAUGAAACAGGAUCCACUGCCCUGACUAUUGCCCGCGCUGUGCAAGAUUCCCUGUUGCCGUUCAGCAUUGAGAGCCUGCGGAGGCCCCGGCCUUCAGAGUCCCCAGACUCAAAGAGGAGGCGCAUUCACAGGUGUGAGUUUGAGGGCUGCAAUAAGGUUUACACCAAGAGCUCUCAUCUUAAAGCCCACAGACGCACACACACAGGUGAAAAGCCAUACAAGUGUACGUGGGAUAACUGCUCAUGGAAGUUCGCUCGCUCUGACGAGCUGACACGACAUUACCGCAAACACACCGGUGUCAAACCGUUCAAAUGCAGCGACUGCGACCGCAGCUUCUCCCGCUCGGACCACCUCGCCCUCCACCGCCGCAGACAUGCCCCACAAACAUGCAUAGUGUGAAAAAGACAUUUGGUGGACAAUAUAAGCAGACAGAGCUGGUCUCUAUCUGCCAGUGUCACAUGCAGAAGACCUGGAAUUACUCCUCGCACAACAAUGAGGUGAAAGACAUGGGAUUUUUACAGGAAUGAGAGCUGGAAGAUGAGGUCCAUGUAUUAUGCGAUUCACGUGCAUUUAUAUACAUUUCCCUCAUAUGGUUUAUCUUCUGCACUUUUAUGUGAGGUUUAUUCAGAAAGGUGGGAGCCUCGAUUUGGCACAGAGUCUUAGCUACUAGCCCAACUAUUAAACGCCUGUUAAAGGUGCUGAAUGCGAUUUAUAUACAUAAAUACAAUAGAAUCUGUAAGCAACUAUUUUCCAUGAUAGAUAGAUAUAGUGUAGUAACAAAAU